CCCAAAUUCCUAUAAAACUCGACCGAAACCCAGUGGAGAGAGCAACCUGAAAAAAAUAAUAGAGAGAGAAGAAAUGGCGGACAAACCUUCUGCGAAGAGAUGGCUUCCUCUUGAAGCUAACCCUGAUGUUAUGAACCAGUUUCUAUGGGGGCUUGGUGUUGCACCUCAUGAGGCAGAGUGCUUUGAUGUUUACGGACUCGAUGACGAACUCUUAGAAAUGGUACCGAAGCCUGUUCUUGCUGUGUUGUUCCUCUACCCCUUAACCAAACAGAGUGAAGAAGAGAGAAUCGAACAAGAUAGUGCAAUCAAGGACUUAAGCAGUGAAGUUUACUUUAUGAAGCAAACUGUUGGAAAUGCAUGUGGAACCAUUGGGCUUCUUCAUGCUGUCGGAAACAUCACUUCUGAGAUAAAUCUUGUUGACGGGUCUUACCUGGACAAGUUCUUCAAAUCCACUGCAAAAAUGAACCCCUCAGAGCGUGCCACAUUUCUUGAAAAUGAUAGAGAAAUGGAAGUUGCUCAUUCAGUUGCAGCAACUGCUGGCGAGACAGAGGCAUCAGACAAUGUAGAUACACACUUCAUCUGUUUUUCAUGCGCUAAUGGACAACUUUAUGAGCUUGAUGGGAGGAGGGCUGGACCAAUUUCACACGGUGCAUCUUCUACAAGCACGUUAUUGAAGGAUGCUGCUAAGGUUAUCCAAAAGAUUAUCCAGAAAAAUCCCGACUCAAUCAACUUCAAUGUCAUUGCUAUUUCGAAGAAAACCGGAGAACUGGAAUGAUUUGACCAGCACAUGAAAUGAGGACCUUUUGUUUUUCGGCUUUGAGCUUCUUGACUUGAUAUAAAUGUUUCUGACCAGGUCUCUUUGCUAUCUUAGCUACUUCGAUUAUCUGCUUUGUCAGCCCUUGCUAUUUCAAAUGACAUAUUCCAUAUCUUUUCUUACAUCUUUGUUCUUUCAACAUGAAUUCCGUUGCAUCAAAUUGAAUGGGUUGGGUGAUAA
Molecule: messenger RNA, 994 nt
Organism: Erythranthe guttata (spotted monkey flower)
Lineage: Eukaryota; Viridiplantae; Streptophyta; Magnoliopsida; Lamiales; Phrymaceae
Gene: UCH3
Product: ubiquitin C-terminal hydrolase 3
Biological process (GO): protein deubiquitination; ubiquitin-dependent protein catabolic process
Cellular component (GO): cytoplasm
Molecular function (GO): cysteine-type deubiquitinase activity
Source: RefSeq, a predicted model, not a curated record